UCUGUUGAAGUUGAAGUCAGUAAUUCAGUAUAUUAUUAUUCACUUUUAAUGUUCAGUGGUGUAUUGUGAGUUGUGAGUCGUAGCGCGCUGGAUUGUAUUGCUUACUUCUUGGUUUGUGUCUGAGAUCCAAAAUCGGCCAACUGCUUUCUUACUUUACUGCUCCAGACUCCAGACUAGCAUCCUGUUUAUCAGGUCACAGUACGCUUUAAUAUGCGGAAGUGUUGUGUUGUUGGUUGCAAUGCCACCAACAAGACUCACCGCCUUUUUAAUUUCCCAAAAAACGAUAAAUUACGGGAAUUAUGGUUAUCUUUCUUGAUUCCUGUAAAUGCGAUGCUCAGUGGUCUUUCGAAGGACCAAUUGAUUAGCCGAUAUGUGUGUCAGAAGCAUUUCGAUAGAUAUCAGUUUGACGGUACGGGAAACCGUCUUCAGCAUGGUUAUCCCUCCUUGUUUACUUCUAUGGAAAUUCUUCAUGGUGUACCUUUGAGGUCGACAGCUGAUAAUGAUUUGAGUGAUCACAAUUAUGCCAAGCAACCAACUGUCUCGCAAAAUCCUACUGAUUUUACUUCUAAAGUAAAAAAUAAUGCAGUGAUGCCUUGUGCUGCUGCAUCGAGUUCACAAACAACAAGUAUUGUGGAAAUUGUUUCAAACAAGCUUACAUUUAAAAUAGAAAAUAACCCCGCAGCACUGACACCUUGUGCUGCUGCAUCGAUUUCGCAAACAACAAGUAUUGUGGAAAUUGUUUCAAACGAGCCUAUAUCUAAUGUAGACGGUGAACCCACAGGUAAACUAAAAGAGUGGAAUAGCUGGAUAAAACACAAUGUCUAGAAAAUCUAUCAACAAAUAUUAUUUAAACAAGAAGCGGUUGACAUUUUUAAGAUAUAGCACUCUUUCAAAAA
Messenger RNA from Spodoptera litura, 896 nucleotides. RefSeq lists its product as uncharacterized. Lineage: Eukaryota; Metazoa; Arthropoda; Insecta; Lepidoptera; Noctuidae. The record is from RefSeq and is a predicted model, not a curated record.